UACAAAGCAAGGCAAAUCACGUAUAUAGUCAUUCACCAGUCACCACCACCUUCUUCUCCAGCUAUCAAAGAUUCCAACUUUGUGUAUAUUAUUGGCGGCUCUGUUUGAUCAUUGAGUUGUGCUUAUAGUUGCUACAGUGCCAAAAAAAUAUAGUAUAUACAAUUCUUUAUUCCACACGUUUGAUUUUGCUUCUCCCUCACACACUAUUGAAAUUAGUAUAAAAAGAUCAGAGUUAUAGUAUCAGUCUAUCAGUUAUAGAUUGAGAGAGAGAAAGAGAGACUCCAAGAAGGAAAGAAAGAGACUGAAUAUUUGGUUGAAACAACAAAAUACUCAAAUCUUUUGCUUCCUCUUUUUCUCUUUCCGACUCUUCUCUGCUGUAAGAAGAUGGUUCCUGGUAUUGAAAAAGGCAGCGCUUCUGUUGAUUCAGGACAUGCCAGGCUUCAUGAGCUUGGCUACAAACAAGAGCUCAAGCGUGAUCUAUCGUUGGUUUCGAACUUUGCGUUUACAUUUUCUAUAAUCUCUGUGCUUACUGGUUUAACCACACUUUACAACACUGGGCUAACCUAUGGUGGGCCAGUUUCUUUUGCUUAUGGAUGGUUAAUAGCUGGUGCGUUCACCAUGUUUGUUGGGUUGUCUAUGAGUGAGAUAUGUUCCUCUUACCCAACCUCUGGUGGUCUCUACUAUUGGAGUGCAAAGCUUGCUGGCCCAGGAUGGGCACCCUUUGCCUCAUGGAUAACUGGCUGGUUCAACAUUGUUGGUCAGUGGGCUGUCACAACAAGUGUAGAUUACUCACUUGCACAGGUGAUUUCAGUGAUAAUUCUACUUAGCACAGGUGGAAAAAAUGGAGGGGGAUAUGAGGCAUCCAAAUAUGUUGUUAUUGGUUUCCAUGGGGCAAUUUUACUCCUACAUGCUAUCAUCAACAGUCUUCCUAUUACGUUGUUAUCUUUCUUUGGACAAUUAGCUGCUGCAUGGAACCUAGUAGGUGUCUUCAUUCUUAUGAUUCUCAUUCCCACUGUCGCAACAGAGAGGGCUAGUGCCAAGUUAGUUUUCACUCACUUCAACACCGAUAAUGGUGAGGGAAUCAAUAGUAAAGUAUACAUAUUUGUUCUGGGACUUCUAAUGAGUCAAUAUACCCUAGUCGGGUACGAUGCCUCAGCUCAUAUGACAGAGGAAACCAAGAGUGCUGAUAAGAAUGGACCAAGAGGAAUAAUCAGUUCCAUUGGGAUAUCUAUUAUUGUUGGAUGGGGAUACAUACUUGGGAUCACCUUUGCAGUAACUAACAUAUCAGACCUUUUAGAUGAAAACAAUGAUGCUGGUGGUUAUGCCAUUGCCGAAAUAUUUUACCAAGUAUUUAAGAGUCGAUACGGCACUGGCGUUGGAGGAAUUAUUUGCUUGGGCGUGGUUGCUGUUGCCAUAUUUUUCUGUGGUAUGAGUUCUGUUACUAGCAACUCAAGGAUGGCUUAUGCCUUCUCUAGAGAUGGAGCCAUGCCAUUUUCAUCAGUUUGGCAUAAAGUGAACAAUCAGGAGGUCCCCAUAAAUGCUGUGUGGCUCUCUGCCUUUAUAUCAUUUUGCAUGGCUCUGACGUCUCUGGGAAGCACAGUGGCAUUUCAGGCUAUGGUAUCUAUAGCAACUAUUGGACUGUACAUUGCUUAUGCCCUACCCAUCUUCUUUAGAGUGACUUUGGCACGCAAGUCCUUUAUCCCCGGACCUUUCAACUUGGGCCGCUAUGGGAUCCUUGUUGGUUGGAUUGCCGUUCUCUGGGUAGCAACCAUCUCAGUCCUCUUCUCAUUGCCUGUAUCCUAUCCCAUUACUAAUGAGACACUCAACUACACUCCUGUAGCGGUUGGCUGUUUGUUUAUUCUUGUCAUUGCGUCUUGGGUUUUCAGUGCUCGUCACUGGUUUAGGGGUCCUAUAACCAAUAUAGAUGCCUGAAGAAAUAGAAAGGAAGAAAUAUAUCCAAACGACAAAAUUUAGUUACAAAAUUUGUUGUAAUCGUAAGUUACAACUAAAGUUAUAGUCUUAAACUACAACUAAUUUUGUAAGUAAUUUUUUUUUUUAUGAAAAUUUUGUAGCUAAACUUUAUCCAUAUUGAAAUACAUAGAAAGUACCAAAGCAUUUAUAGUCUA
Messenger RNA from Quercus robur (English oak), 2126 nucleotides. Its product is annotated as amino-acid permease BAT1 homolog. The record is from RefSeq and is a predicted model, not a curated record. The transcript has 8 exons. Bases 385 to 1932 code for a protein of 515 amino acids. Gene Ontology annotation, cellular component: membrane. Gene Ontology annotation, molecular function: L-glutamate transmembrane transporter activity; gamma-aminobutyric acid transmembrane transporter activity; L-alanine transmembrane transporter activity. Gene Ontology annotation, biological process: transmembrane transport; gamma-aminobutyric acid transport. Lineage: Eukaryota; Viridiplantae; Streptophyta; Magnoliopsida; Fagales; Fagaceae.